Messenger RNA from Haplochromis burtoni (Burton's mouthbrooder), 2463 nucleotides. RefSeq names its product v-mos Moloney murine sarcoma viral oncogene homolog. The record is from RefSeq and is a predicted model, not a curated record. Gene Ontology annotation, molecular function: protein kinase activity; ATP binding. Gene Ontology annotation, biological process: protein phosphorylation. NCBI's taxonomy places the organism in Eukaryota, Metazoa, Chordata, Actinopteri, Cichliformes, Cichlidae.
GUCAUUAUGUAAAUGUGCUGUUUAUACCAUUGGAGAAACCUGCAGUCAGCUGAGACUGAAGACGUCACCUGAUGAUGACGACACGUUUCUCCUACUGAAAGCAUCCAGAUGAACAGAAUCAACUUUUGGAGAGUUACGCUUCCUUACAACAUGAAAAAUCUCUCUGACCCAUGAAUAACCCAUCAGACUGGUUCCAGUAGCUUGCAUUAAAACACAGUAAUGUACAGUGCCAUGUUUUCCUUUGUUACCAGUGAGCAGGCUGUUAGAAAGUGAGCAUCUGUUUUUGCGUGCUGGAAAAGUCGGAGAGAGUGAAACAGACAGGCUGUGAGCUCCACGCUCCUCGGUGGAGCACCCUCCCCCAGCCUCACACUCAGUCCACACUGACCGUUCAGGCAGGGCUCCCCAUCCGCAGCUUUAAACACUGCGCACACAUUACCAGCUCACACGGCUCGCCGGGACGUAUAUAUGACCGUAGAUGUUAUUAUGCUCACUAUCCCAGAUGUUGUUCACACAAAGCCGUCCUUUUACCCGGCUCUGCUCUGUUGUAUAGAGUAAACUGAGGUGAACCAUCGGCAUGAACUCAGUGACCCCAAACAGAAGCAUUACGUCCUCCAGAACAGCAGGCGGCAGUGCGGAGCGCGUAAAAGCCUGAGCUGAGCGCAGAGUAGCUGUUCGGCUUACAGAGCAGUAUGGUGCACAGCGUGCCAUGCCGUCUCCCAUCCCGCUGACCCGCCUGCUGCCCAAAGACUUCUGCCCCUCUCUGGACACGGGGCCCUGCAGCAGCCCGCUGACUAAGCACGGCUCCACCUUACAAGUGCCCGCUCAGCGAGCCGCUGGACGAAUCGCCACUCGGCUUUGGUCCUCGGUUAUCCACUGGAAGCAGCUGCGCUCCGUGCAGCCCGUGGGCUCGGGAGGCUUCGGCUCGGUCUACCAGGCGGAGUACUUCGGAGAGACCGUGGCGGUGAAGAAGGUCAACAGGUCCACCAAGAACAAGCUGGCGUCCCAGCAGAGCUUCUGGGCCGAGCUGAACGCGGCGCACCUGCGCCACGCCAACAUAGUGCGCGUAAUAGCUGCCACCACCUGCGUCCCGCCACAGUGUGGAGACGAAGGCAGCAUCGGGGUAAUACUGAUGGAGUUCGUGGGCAGAAGGAACCUCCAGCAGGUCAUUUACGCUGGCACGGAGCCGCUGGGACAGCACAGGUGCGUCAGGUACUCGUCGGACAUCGUUCACGGCCUGAGGUUUCUCCACUCCCACGGCGUCGUGCAUCUGGACAUUAAACCAGCUAACGUGCUGCUGACCAGCGAGGACGUGUGCAAAAUCGCAGACUUCGGCUGUUCUCUCAAACUGGACCCUGGCUGUGAGGUCAGCGCCGCGAGCCACCAGCCACUCGUGGGUGGCACGUACACGCACAGAGCCCCAGAGCUGCUCAGAGGCGAGAGGGUGACUCCUAAAGCGGACAUCUUUUCUUUCGGCAUCACUCUGUGGCAGCUUCUCACCAGAGAGCCGCCCUACACCGGCGACAGGGAGCACGUCAUCUACGCGGUGGUGGCUCACAAUCUGCGGCCUCCUGUUCAGGACCACCAGGUGUUCCGGUCGGAGCCGGGGCGGCUGUUUCGGGCUCUGCUGAGCCGCUGCUGGAACGGAACGCCCCCCUGCAGACCCAGCGCCCAGGAGCUGCUGUCGUCCCUGGAGCAGCUGCAGCCACAGACCUGAUUUGAUCUCCGAAGCUGCGCACGGGUGUGUGGACAGCUGUGGGUUUGAAUAUGUUCAGCUUCAGGAAACGAGCACUGUGCGCUAGGCCAGGUCAAAGCUGAGGAAACCAUGGAAACGCUGGGCGUCUAUGACUACAUGUUUCUACUGUGCAAAUAAUACGUGUGAUAGUCCUCAGAUUGUAGCAUUAAAAUGAGCUGGUUUAUUCUCCUCUCAGCUGUCUGUGCUGCUGUCAGGUCGGUCCUGUGGGACCAGGACAGUUUCCUCCCAGGCGUCCUGAUCCAUCUGUGACAGUUUCCAAAUGUUUCUUAAAUGUGUUGUGAAUCCUAGUGUGUGAAACGUGAUAUUUGGGUGUGAUGGGUUUCAUUAAAAUUCUUUUUUAUGCCACGUUUGUCUGGAGUUCACAUCAUUAGAGGGCAGCAGCUGGUCGGAGGCUCGGUGGGCCACUGCUGCCGUGUCAUGGGAGGACACUUAGUGUUCAAGUAGUACAAAACAAACUGUUUGUUUACAUUUCAAAUAUUGUGUAGCAACACUAAACACAUGGGUCCUCUCUGACUGUCAUUGUGUUCGUAUUUAACCACAAACUGCAUUAGAUUCUUCACGUCAGUGUACGGCUGAGGUGGGCCCGGCUACCAGCCUCAUUCAGCCAAUCAGUUUUCUCCUUAUUUACCAAUCCACCCCCGCACACACAGACGUGCCUCCUGAGCGUGUAGGGGGGUACCCACUGUCAGAGUUGUCGUUGAGCCUCGUAA